UACCGUUUGUAUUUUGACAGAUCAAUCGCUGUUUUUAUAGGUUAGUUCAAAGCUCAAAAUGAACAAGAAAAUUGUGGUUCGAAAUAUCUGCAUGGGACUAUUUUUCUUCUUCAGCGGAGUAGAAUAUGCUGUGAUUUUACCGACUUUGAAUGGAUAUCUUAUAACGUUCGAUGCAAAACAGAGCUUUUUAGGACUCGUCUUGGCUGCAUUCAGCUUCUCUGGAAUGAUAUCUGCUCCCAUUUACGGUAUAAUCGCAGACAAAACAAGAUCGACAAAACUGUGUGUUAUCGUUGCAAAUUGUUUUGAAAUAUUGGGUAAUAUCCUAUACUUUACUAGUACAAAUGAGUACAUGGUGUUAGGUGCAAGACUUAUUGCCGGAAUUGGUUCAGGCGCAGCUUCAUCUAUAUUUGGCAUGAUAGCCAGGACAACUACACCUGAAGAGCGUACGAGCGUGUUUUCACUCCUUAUGUCAUUGCGACAGAUAGGAAUGAUAGUGGGACCAGCGUUUAAUAUAUUUCUACACGUUUUGGACUUUUAUAUUGGAAAGUUUCAUAUCAACGAGUAUACAUCUCCUGGAUUUUUGAUGACUAUAAUAUGGUUUCUUCAUAGUGUCUUAUUGAUAAUUGUGUAUAAAGACGAAGAUGAGAAAAGGCAAAAGAUAGAAGAAACGCCGACUGUUGAUGGAGUGGUUGAAAUAUCUGGCGAUGGAGCAACGGGAGUUCGUGAGGAAGUCAGAACGAAACGUGCACCCUCAAUGCUUGAGAAUAAGAAAGUCAAGAGUUUUGUAAAUGAAUUCCUUCGAGAAGAAAUUGUCAUCUGCCUGUUUGCUACUUUCUUUGUCAUGUUUGCUCAAACGGGCCUGGAAACUGCUGCAGCACCAAUGACCCUGCUGUUUUUUGGUUGGGGCGGAUUAGAAAAUAGUUACUUAUUUUGCGCCGGGUCUGUAGUCGUAGUUUCCAGUUUUGUAGCUUUGAGCUUUUUAAGUAAAAAAUUCUCGGAUCGGCAACUAGUACUAUUCGGAUGUAUUGGUAUGAUAGCUACAUAUAUCAUGUAUUUUGUUUACUCAGCUGUUCUGUCGUACGCAGAAAAAUACGAUGGUAACCCGAAAGAUUGUCCAACAUGGCUACUUCCAGUUUUUGCCAUAAAUAUAACAAUGCUGACCAUUGCGGUGCCUUUUCUCUGGGUUCCACAAGCAUCGCUAUUUUCGAAAAUUACCAGUAAAGAAACUCAGGCUUUCAACCAAGGAGUAAGAAUGGUGACAUUACGCAUGGGUCAAAUUAUCGGUCCCAUAUGGGCUUCCCCUAUGACAACAAUAGAUAGAAUGCCUAUUAUGCUUGCCGUAGAUUUAUUUCUUACAUGUAUGCUGACUACAAUGGUUUACCUCUCAUACAAUCGACUUCAACCAUUAGAAGAUUUACCAAAAUUGGAUCAAAGCGAGGAUGAAGAAAAAACUCCGUUAUUGGGGGCAAUAAACGACUUAAAAAUUCUUGUCCUGACUUUUACUAUUAUCGCGGUGGUUUACAAACGACUCAUCUGCGUCAACCACGUUCGCGGACGCAUUGAGCUAUAG
Messenger RNA from Styela clava, 1570 nucleotides. Lineage: Eukaryota; Metazoa; Chordata; Ascidiacea; Stolidobranchia; Styelidae. The record is from RefSeq and is a predicted model, not a curated record.